Molecule: messenger RNA, 1437 nt
Organism: Penicillium riverlandense
Lineage: Eukaryota; Fungi; Ascomycota; Eurotiomycetes; Eurotiales; Aspergillaceae
Product: alkaline phosphatase family protein
Exons: 1
Coding region: 1-1437 (478 amino acids)
Molecular function (GO): hydrolase activity, acting on ester bonds
Source: RefSeq, a predicted model, not a curated record
AUGCGGUUCCCGACGUGGUCAACAACUGCAAUUCUUGCUCUGUCCUACACUGCACAGGCGCGUCGGUACCAUGUCACUACUGGUCAAUCCGAUGAGGAUGUUGCUGCAGCUCUUAGAGCCCUCGGUCGUUCAAAUCUGCGGCAACCUGGGUCGCUGCCGUUCCCUGACCUGGAGCCCGGGACAGACACAAUGCCAGACAUCGAGCACAUUGUCUUCUUGCAACUUGAAAAUCAUUCCUUCGACAAUAUGCUUGGUAUGCUUGGGCGCGGUGAUGGCCUCAGUGUGGGAUCGAAUGGAGAAGUUCUGAACACCAAUCCUUAUCCCAAUGGAUCCCUUCAGCAUGCUUUCCCCAUGCCCAACACCUGUCAGCUGCCAGGCCGACCGAGCCAGGAGUGGCUGGCAAGCCACAAUGCUUAUGAUAAUGGUACAAACGCCGGCUUCGUCCGCACGCGCAUUAGCUCUACCAUCGAUGAGAUGGUGGGCGGUGUUGCUAUGGGCUACUAUACCUCGGACCACCUGCCAUUCACAUACAGUUUGGCCGAGCACUUCCCUAUUGGAGAUCGAUUCUUUUGCUCCCUCUUGGCACAGACAUGGCCAAAUCGACGUUUCCUUAUUGCUGGCACCCCGCGUGGGAUCGUUGAUGACAACGUGAAUUUGACUGCCGGGUACGCUCCUGCCGGUACGAUCUUCAACGAGCUGGACAAACACGGCAUCUCAUGGAACAAUUACGCCCCGGACUGCUGCUGGAGAGAUAUCAGCGGCAACACACCCGAUUUCUUUGGCAAAAACAACUACGACACUGAAACCAAGCACCACAAGGAUCUGCCCCAAUUUAUGGUUGAUGCGUUGGAAGGAAACCUGCCGGCGUUCAGCUUCAUCGAUCCCAACUACGCCAACCAGUCCCAAGAAAAUCCCCAAAAUGUUGUUAACGGAGAGGCACUUCUGGCUGACGUGGUCAAUUCUAUCGGCCAGUCCCCUCUUUGGUCCAAGACCAUGUUCAUCCUGAACUACGAUGAGCACGGUGGGUACUAUGACCAUGUGCCUCCACCCCCGGCCCUGAUUCCCGACGAGGUUCCUCCACAUGUCCAGCCAGGGGAGUAUCUAUAUGAAGGCUAUGGCCGUCUGGGCUUCCGUGUGCCCGCCAUAGUGGUCUCGCCAUACGCAAAGGCUGGCAAAUAUGUGAGCAGUGUUGUCUACGAUCAGACAUCCGUGCUUGCCACACUCCAGAGGAAGUGGAACCUCCCGGCUUUCACCUAUCGGGAUGCCAAUGCCAACGAUAUGCUUGAUUUUCUGGACCUCGAUGCCCUAAAGCGCAAGGAGCCAACUUUCCCAAAGAUGCCCGCUCUUGCUGCCCCUGGAAACACUACCGAGGCGCUCGCCUGUUCUACUACUGGAGCCGGUGUUAUCCCCCCGCCUGGUUCUGUUUCCAGAAACUGA